Messenger RNA from Oncorhynchus gorbuscha (pink salmon), 5629 nucleotides. Its product is annotated as adhesion G-protein coupled receptor F2-like. Lineage: Eukaryota; Metazoa; Chordata; Actinopteri; Salmoniformes; Salmonidae. Gene Ontology annotation, cellular component: membrane. The record is from RefSeq and is a predicted model, not a curated record. Gene Ontology annotation, molecular function: G protein-coupled receptor activity. Gene Ontology annotation, biological process: G protein-coupled receptor signaling pathway; cell surface receptor signaling pathway. The coding region runs from base 195 to 3275 and encodes 1026 amino acids. The transcript has 19 exons.
CGCCUCCGUCGUGCUGCUUUCAAGCAUUUCCCCAUUUACUUAAGUCAGACGCAGCCUGUUCACUGUGAGCAUUCAGCCUACCCCGAUGGUCUCCUGGUAGACAUGGAUUACAAACUGCAUCCCACCUUUUGAUCACUAGUUUCACAGGUCAAAGCCAGGUUUAAGAGCAGUUUACUUGAGGCAAGAAACUGCACAUGGAGCUCACAGAAAACAAGAACAAAAUGGAAUUCAAACAAACGAUGUGGGCCAGAGCAGUAAUACUUUACUGCGGCGUGGUAUUCCUCUACCACCAGGCCUUCGCAGUGGAUACCUACAUGGCUGAGUUCAUGGUAGAGAGCAAUGUUACAUUUGACAUCUCUGGUACUCUAUCAUCGAUCAAGGAAAUAACUACAGAUAAUGGAAGUAUGACCAUUGAACUGCUUGAACUAACAGCGGAAUGUGAAAUUGUUGGAGGUAAUUCUAAAUGUAACUGUUCGACAACGUACAUCUGGAGCAACGCAGUGUGUGACGAGUUCCAGUGCUGCAAUGGCUCGUCUUGUAAUGCAAAUAUUUCUGACUUGCCAGCCUUCUGUAUUCCCAAAGAGAAAGUUUUCUUUAAUGGAACAGUCACAGUGGGAAAAGUAUUUAGUGAAACUAAUACUAUCAAACAACAGCUCACAGAGGGUUUUCAACAAUUAAAUGGGUUUGAGGGCCUUAAUGUAUCUGGACCUAGGGGUGAUGGCCACAUUGUUGAUUUCAAAGUGGAUGUCAGUGUCAUAUUUCUGACUAAAAAAAUUACAAAAAUAACAGCUGACCUGGAAAUGACUGUAGGCUCCUCUGCCAAAAUAUCUGUUGAAACAUCAGGAUUUGUAAGCAUUAAGUAUCCAAUGAACAAAGUGCCAUACCGCUCAACACCAACGCUGAGUUGCACAUUUAAAGAAACAACAUUUGAUGAAACAGAUGGCUCUUGGAACUGGAACUUGAUAAAGGGAAGUGAGACAUUUGGUCUGAACACUGGAACCAGCAUAACCGUGACAUCCCCAGAGGCAUCACCUAACUGUACCACAGUCCAAAUUAAAAAGUUGUCAGGGAACUGGGCAGGAAUGUAUAAGUGUGGAUUUUCCAAAGGAUCCAUUGUGCACGCAGCCUCUGCAGAGUUGAAGGUAGCCCUGCUACCAGAUCAGAUCACCAUGACGAGUACCCCACUGACUGUAGAAUGCCAUGAUAUAAACCCUCAAAGUGUGAUGGUCAGCGCAACCAUCGAGAGCAGCACGGAGAUGUACAAUGUUACUUGGUUAUACCAAGCUCAAAUGGAACCCCCAAAUCCAUCAUCAGUCUCGCCAGCGGGGACCAGCUACAGCAUAACUCCAAAGAUAAAUUGCAAGCAAACAGAAUUACCGCAUGUUUUCACAGUCAAAUUUACAAACCAGGAGAACGAGACUGAAAGUGCAAGCAUAACUAUACCAGUGAUUUAUGCUGAGGAAAAGGAGAUGGCUUGUUUAGUAGACUAUCUUUGGCCAAAAACCCCAAAAGGUGACACUAUUGUCAUCCGACAAUGUGAGCCGAGGAGAGUGGGGUAUAACGAGAGGACAUGCAAGGGGCCUGCAUGGAUGGAUGUGCUGGAUAACUGUGUCAAUGAGGAACUUAAUCAAAUUCUCAUUUCAGCAGCAAACUUUAGAGAGGGACUUGGGGCCACACAAGACAUUGCUCGUGAAAUAUUUUCUGGGUUAAAGAACAACACAGUUGCUGACACGAACAGCUCAGUUGCUGAUUUGAAUGCAUCCAUCAGUAUUCUGGAUGUCAUGUCUGAAGCAUCAGAAACUAUCACCCUGGAUGAGUCCGUUUUAGAUGUUUUUCUUGAUGCAGCAAGCAACAUGUUGAAUAACCCUUGGAAGGCAGUCAACACAACCAUUGAAUAUAGAAUGUCUUCAAAAUACCUCAAGUCUGUCGAGGGUCUAGUGAAGAACAUCAAAAUGAAUACCAGUAACGGAAAUGACACCCCAAAUCUGCAAUUCAAACUCUGCCGAGCUCAAAAUAACUCAUCUUGCAAUCGAACUGUGUUUGGCGUUGAGGUCAAAUUGGCCCAGUCCUCAGGAAUAGUAAAAACUGUGGGAGUAAAAAACCUGGCUGACAAAUUAAACAAUUCAAAAUUCCCAGACAGUGAGUUCCCUAGCAUUGUGGUGUCAGCCACACUGCAAAACAGUAACGACUCCAAAAUAGACAUCAAAUUGGACUUUCCCAUCAACCAGUCAAUGUCUCGAGACUCUAAAAUCCUCUGUGUGUUCUGGAACACCACAUUAAAGGAAUGGUCUGAAGAAGGCUGCAAGUGGAAGGAAAUGGUCAACGACAAAAGCUACUGUGAGUGCACCCACCUGACCUCCUUCUCAGUGCUCAUGUCCAAGACCCCGGUGAAGCUGCCCUUUCUGGAUGAGAUUACCUACGUAGGCCUGGGCAUGUCCAUCUGCUCCCUUAUUGUCUUCCUCUUCAUCGAGGCGCUGGUGUGGUCGGCUGUUGUGAAGUCCAACCUCUCACACUUCCGCCACACAGCCCUGGUCAACAUCUCUCUAUGCCUUUUAUUGGCCGACUGCAGUUUCCUGGCCUCCUCCAUCCCCAGCAUCUCUGAUACCUGGUGCCUCAUACUGACCGUGACCAAGCAUUUCUUCUUUCUGGCUAUGUUCUGCUGGAUGCUAUGCCUCAGCGUCAUGCUAAUACACCAGCUCAUCUUCGUCUUCCACCCGCUGAGGAAGAGGGUGUAUCUGCUCUUGUCCACCGUCCUUGGGUACGUCUGUCCCGCAGUGAUCGUGGCAGCUACCUAUGUGUACUACAAAUACACAGGAAACCCCUACCACAACACAACAACCUGCUGGCUCAUUUACGAUGGACUUCUGAAAGGGUCCAUUCACGCAUUUCUUCUGCCCAUCGGGACGAUUGUUUUGAUGAAUCUGUUCUCCAUGUGUGUUGUCAUCAUGACUCUCCUAAAGUCCAGUGUCCCUGAUGGAAGUAAAGCUGACGAGAAAGAGACAGCCAAAAGCAUUCUGAAAGUGGUCGUCUUUUUAACACCAGUCUUUGGGAUAACAUGGGUUUUGGGAUUUUUUGUGCUCAUUGAUAUCAAGGAAAUGAUGGGUGUUGUGAUGCAUUAUGCUUUCACCAUCAUAAACUCCUUACAGGGCUUCUUCAUUUUACUGACUGGAUGUUUUGCAGAGAAGAAGGUGCGAGAUGAAGUGUUGAAAGUCAUCUUGGCUGGGGCACCUACUCCCAAAGAGAAAAGUGAGAAUAUGAAAGUCCCCUUCAAAUAAGUGAUGGACAUCAAGAGAACUAGCUAUAUACUGGAUCAAGCUAUAUACUGGAUCAGGACCAACCCACCCAUUUGCUACUACUCUCACCCAGAGGGAAACAUCCACCUGGUUGGUUCCUCAAAGACAGUGAUGGCUGGGGUUUAGGUGGUGUUUAGACAGGUCUUAUCAUGAUUUCAUUAUAUUAUGUCAAUAACAUAUUAAGUUUCAUGUUAAUUACUAAACUCAUACACAUUCAUCAUUUGAAAAAAACAUCUUUGUGAUUUCCUGGAAACAUUUGUAUUCCUAUUUUCCACAAACAGUACUGUAGCAUACUUUGACGUCAGAAGAGAUGUCAUAAUAUUACUGCUAAUUUGGUCAAUGACAUUUCGUUAUAUGAUUUAUUAAUUGAGUUGACCUGUACUUGCAUUAUGACUGUAGAUGAAAUGUGUAAAUCAAAGUUAUUGUAAUAAACAAUAAGGCCGGGAUUCAAUCAGAGGGGUGCUGUAGACCAGGCCCGGUCUUGGCUGUUCUGCCACCCUAGACGAGACAAAAAAAUUAUUGCCCCUGCAAAACUAGAAAAGUCCCAGGAAGAAAAAUGACGUUCAAAACACUUUUACAAUGCGUAUUUUCCAGAAGUUGAAAUCAGGUACAUUUUCAGGUCUGAAAGAAAGUUGAAAAUAAGUAAUUUAUAGAUGUCUAUGUUUGGACCAAAUCAAGGCCGGUCCAGACCGGACCAAAUCUGAACCAAACAUAGACGUCUAUUUUUGGGCCAAAUCAAGUCUGGUCCAGACUAGAAAAAUCUGAACCAAACAUUGACGCACAUGAUUGGUUCAAAUUUGGUCCAUCUACGUGGUAUGCUUACCGUUUGUAAAACAUGGCGGCAUAAGGCCGUGCUUAUUGGGGUGUAGCCUACCAUGUCAGCACACAAUGGAAUCUUAUGAAUGCCCAUCCAUGUGAUAGGCCUACCGUUUGAAAAAAACAGGCAGUUGCAUUGCCUUUAUUAGUUCUGAUUCCUAUGACUAAUCAAUUUGGCUAUUUAAGCUCUGAAUAUCAGCUACCCAACUACAUCAGGAGUUAUCCUGAGCCUAUUUGCAAUGAGAAUCAAUGAGUUUACACAGCGGGAAAUGUGGAAGUAUGUUUCUUUUUUGCUCAUCAAAAAUGAUGGAUACAAACUUGAAACCACUGGACAGAGUUUGGGAAACACUGUUGUAGAAAAGCACAUUGCCUAGCGACAAGGUGUCUUUUAAAGGCUAUUUCUGCAACAUUUGAGGAGAUUUCAUUCAUUGUAAACACUGCAGAUAUCGUCUCAAGCGGGAAAUUAGCUUCAAAUACACUUAAAUUGCUGAGCACUUGUAAACAACGCACCUUUGAUUGAAUCCUGGCCUAAUUGUUAUUUAAUUUAACGCUAGAGUAAAAUCUAUGGUGAAAAAUUAUUUAGGCCCUGUCAAUAUUUUAAUCCAUAUUUUUACCCCUCCUCCCAAAACCAAUGUGCCUGUUCAAUGUGUAACCUGAAGUUUUUUUGUGCUUUGUGUUUUAUCUUUUAAAUGUUUGCGUUAUGCUUGCAAAGUACAUUUUUAAUCUCUAUUAAAUCCGUAUAGCGGAUUCAGAGUUACAGUGUGAUUAGCCGGAGACUGCAUUCACGAUAAAUGUCAGGUAUACUCCCUCUCUGGCCUCUAGGUAACCAGACUGCUGGUACUUACACCUGUCGACCAUCAUUACGCGCACCAGCGCUUCUUGACACUCACCUGGCGUAUUUAUGUCACUCCCUUUGGUUCCUCUCAGGCGCUAUUGUUUCUGUUUCAGUUUCCUCUCUGUGUGCUGUUAGUGUUUCUUGUUUUGUAUUAUGUUCUGUUUAUUUAUUAAAUAUUCACUCCCUGUACUUGCUUCCAGACUCUUAGCGCACAUCGUUACAGAAUAACGCCUCACCUAAGGGAAGCAUCAGGGAGUGUUUAUUUUUUUGUGUUGGAAGGUGUGUCUGGUCUGGGUGUCAGUACCGGAGCUGUGGUUGUCAGGCUCUCACCCUCAGCUGGUUCAUCAGGUUUCCCCGAUCGGUCCGUUUCUGAACCACGGGAUCGACCCCUUGGUCAGCGUCCUGCGGCAGGGGCCGCAUGCCAGAGAGGGUGUACUGUCAAGUAUUCUCCCUCUUUGGCCUCUAGGUCACCAGACUGUUGAUUAUUACGCACACCUGUCACCAUCGUCACGUGCACCAGUGCUUAUUGACACUCACCUCCUUGAUUACAUGCCCUAUUUAUGUCACUCCCUUUGGUUCCUUCCCCAGGCGUUGUAUUUUCUGUUUCAAUUUCAUGUCCGUGUGCUGCUAGUGUUUCUUGUUUUGUAUUAUGUUCGGUUUAUUUAUUAAAUAUUCACUCCCUGUA